Messenger RNA from Drosophila ficusphila, 3041 nucleotides. Its product is annotated as RNA polymerase II degradation factor 1. The record is from RefSeq and is a predicted model, not a curated record. The transcript has 4 exons. Gene Ontology annotation, cellular component: Set1C/COMPASS complex. The coding region runs from base 71 to 2752 and encodes 893 amino acids. NCBI's taxonomy places the organism in Eukaryota, Metazoa, Arthropoda, Insecta, Diptera, Drosophilidae.
GCCAGUUCAGCCAGAACCGUCAAGUGGUGCAGUUCGAAGUGGAACGGAAGGAUAUUUCCCCGUUAAAGCCAUGUUCCCCCAAGCGGAGUUGGAGAACUACAAGCUGCAGGUGGAGCUCCUGCAGGAGAAGCUGCAGCGCAGCGAGGAUAACCGCCAGCAGCUGGAGCACAAGUUGGAUAAAGUCCUGCAGAAGCGCAGCGAGCUGGACAAGUCGGUGCGCCACAAGAGCCGCCAAAAGUACCAGGAAUUCCUCGAGGAGCAAGCCAAACGCAACGAGCGCAACAAGAAGUUGGUGAAAAUGCUGGAAAAAAUCGACGAGCAAACCGCUGCCUUGUCGCAAAGAAGCGAGCGUCUUAAAAUGAUGAAGCUGCAGUACCAAAUGUACUUUGCGAAUUUGGUGCAGAAUCAAACGCUGCGAUGCAUCCAGCAGACGACGGCGACGACGACGAGUGCAGUGCCGCCGAGCGGCGGCGGAGUGAUUCCGGUGCUGGUGCAACCGCAGCCGCAGGUGACGGUGACCAAUCCGCAGCCGAUGACGCCGCAGAACUGGACCUUUGCCAUGGCCACGCCCACGCAGGCGGGGAUGCUGUUGACGCCCCAGUUUGCCACGGCAGCAGGUUCUGCAGCAGGUGCAGCCUCCAAUCCCAAUCUGAAUCCCAAUCCUGUUUACUAUCCCGAGCUCUUUGGAGGCACUGCAACUCCCCUCGGCACCUCGAACCUCUUCGAUUUGCGCGCCACUCUGCGCGCUCUUGAUAAUGAGAAUGCCGAUUUACCGGAGCGCAUGCAUCCCCAUUUGACAGGUGAUUAUCAGGCGGAGCUGGGUAGUAGGAUUCCCCCAGCAGCAGCAGCACCAGGAGUGGGAACAGCAGGUCCUGCGACACCCACGUCGACGAUAUCCAGCCAGGAGAAGGGUGCGCGGCAACUGAGCAGCACUUCCUCGACACUGGCCACAUCCUCGUUGACGUUUGAUAAAUUGCCAAAGACGUCGUCGCCUUCGCUGACGUUAACUGAGCUGCCGCCCGCAGGAUCAGGAGCAGGGGAACGAGAAGUGGGAACAACUUCUGGCCAGGAUGUGGGCGGGCAACCGCAAAGGGAGGCAGCCACCGACGACCUGGAUGCCUGGACAAAUUCACGCGUGACUAAAGUCGAGUAUGAAAAAUCACCAACUGUCGUUGGCCAUAAUGAGCCAAACUGGGGACAUCAGCCCAUGGAGCAGCAGAUACGCCAGCAGCAACAUCAAGAGCUACAGCAGCAGCAACACCAACAGCAGCAGCAGCAGCAGCAACACCAACAGCGGCAGCAGCAACAUCAGAAGCCGCACGACUUUGAAGCGUACUUUGGCGAGCUGAAAAUCGAUGAGUCCUGGCAGGAAGACAAACGCCCCGUAAACGUGCGUUCCAGCGAUUCUGGAUCGGCGGUGAGUGGCAAAGUUGGCAUCAGCAACGAUUUGCUGGACGAAGUCAAAGCCAGCCGGGCGGCCCUCGAACGAGCAGCGGCUGCGGUUGAUGAGCAGCUGGCAAGGGGUAAUCAAUUGUCGCCACCGAGCAGCCAGUUGAAGGAGGGGGAACGAGAACCAGGAGGUGGAACAGGAAGCCAACCCAAAACCGGUGUGUCGAUUGAGAAUAUUGAAAAUGCCAUUUACGGCGAACGUUUGACAGGCGGAGGAGCAACAGCGACAGCCGGCGAAACGGGCAAACCAACGCAGGGAUUUUUCGAAAAUUUGCUAACCGAUGAACUCCAGGAGGUGGAGCCACAACACCAACAGCAAAUGCAACAGCAGGUGGAACCUGGAACGGAGGUCUCCAGUUACGGGCAAUAUGAUGCCAGCAGUUACGGCGAUGCCAGCGAGCCCAUCUAUGCCAGCAUCGAUUCCGCGAGCCAAUUGCCGGCGAAUGGAAAAGCGGAGCCGCUUUACAGCGAAAUCGGAAAUCCCACAGACUAUCAGCAACAGCAGUAUGCAACAGCGGAUCCGGGGGCGAAUGGCGAUGCACCUGCCGCAGUUGCCGGCGAUGUGGCUGGCGCCGCUUCUCUGGGAGAUGCCAGCGGUGGCGAGGUCCUGCCGCAGGAGUACUCCAAUAUUGAUUACGGCAACUACGAGGCCGGUCAGUAUGCGGAUGGCUAUGAUCCCAACGCCUAUCCUGGCUACAUAUACGAUGAGGCGACCGGUCAGUACAUUGCCGAUCCGAAUGCCGCUCAAUAUGCGCCGGAUGGCAGUUACGCCGGUCAGGAUUACGAUGCCGGUGCUGCGCAGAGUUACGACUACAGUGCCUACGAGCAACAGCAGCAGCAGCAACAGCAACCGGAUCAGCAAACGGAGGAGUUAUCGGGACAGGAACCGCUGGUGCAGCAGCAGCAGCAGCAGCAGGAAGCGUAUCCAGUGGGUGAAACGGAGACACCGGAAGUGGAGGCGAGCCCAGCAGCUGCUCCACCGGAACCUCCGGCGGCAGCCAGUAAGCCCCUGCUCAAACCCACAUCGAUACUUUCGACGACAGACAAACAAGCGGCGCCUAAUGAUGCGCAGCAGCAGCAGCUGAAGAAGAAGAAACGCGUUAAUUUCGUUGACAGCAGCGAAACGGAUGAUAGCUCAAGCGCGAAACCGACCCCGGCCGCAAAUCCAGUAACCGCCUCAAACCCCUCUCCCUCAGUCGCCGCCGCUUCAGCAUCCUUGAACGCCCCCAGCAUGGCCACGCCUCCUGUGGGCGGGAGCGAGAGUGAUUUCGAUUUUUCAACCGGCAGCGAGGCAAAGAAUUAGAACAACGCCGAGCUCGGGCUCUAAUUUGUUGCCAUUUGGGUUAACCAACCCAGCCACCCAGUGGCCCGAAUUCAAAGUGAACGACCGCUUCGAUUUAUUGCCAAUGGCGAAAAAAUUGAGAAAAAAUCCGGAAAGCGGAGAGGAAAACGGAUGGAAAAGAGAGCAAUAGGUAAGAAGUUUUCCGGGUAAAAGGGCGAACCUCAAACCACAGACGAAAGUUGCUGCCCGAGUUGUCGACAAACCAAUAACACUCUGCUAAUUCAAUAUUUUUAGUUGCAAGUCAAAUAAA